Molecule: messenger RNA, 771 nt
Organism: Diorhabda carinulata
Lineage: Eukaryota; Metazoa; Arthropoda; Insecta; Coleoptera; Chrysomelidae
Gene: pirk
Exons: 1
Coding region: 16-543 (175 amino acids)
Source: RefSeq, a predicted model, not a curated record
ACAACUUUUAAAAAUAUGGUUGUACCGAUAGAGCGCGUGCGACUCUCCAAGCCCAAACAAUACGUCGGUAACAAUUUAACAUUAAACAUAAAUGAAAACGAAAGUACUAUAAUGCUUACCGGAAACAACUGCAAAGUUACUUUAGGAGAAAAUCAUGGGGACGUUCUAAUAGUGGGAAAUAAUUGUGAACUGAUAGUUUUAAAAGGCAGUGGAAAUAUCAAAUACGUUGGAAAUUGUGGAAAAAUCGUACUUGGUUCAGGUGUUUCUUCUAAAAAUGUAGACUAUAUAGGAAACGAAGGAAACGUGACUUCUGUAAGUGAUUUUACAGAAAAUACCAGUGCUAAAGUUAAUAAAAAAACUAAUAAAUUUAUAAACAUUGGCAACGUUAAAACAGUUCGUAUAAAUAGUGAAACUCGAGGUAAAAGUACUUUUAAACCCUUGAAUAUAAAAAACGUUAAUAUGGUUAGCGUGACGUCAGCAUUGCAUGUUCCUGAAAAUUUUGAAAUACCUCUACCUAUGGUACGAGGACGAACCAAAAAGUGACUACUUCACCACUGCAUCAGUGUAUCGUUAUAUAUCAUCAGUAUUAACUUGUCUUUAUUCGAAAGACGUACUCUCUUGCCGAUAAGUUUCCUAAAUAAGCCAAAGUAGUAUUUUAAUUCUGUAUAAGUUUAUUUAUUUUCUAUAUUAAAAUAUCAUAUUAUUGUUUUAUUUUUGACGUUUUACGUUCCGUUUAAAUAGAACAAUAUUUAAAUAAAUUAUUAAAAUGUA